Messenger RNA from Vitrella brassicaformis, 2496 nucleotides. Lineage: Eukaryota; Vitrellaceae. The record is from the annotation of a GenBank genome assembly.
AUGAUUAAAGAUCCUCGCCGCGAUCAAACCUUUCCGGCAGAGAUGCCGCUCAUCAAACUGAAGCCCUCAUCCGCCGAUACUCCAGACGCCAUGAGUGCCGGAUUUACCGCUGCGACCUCCCGCAACGCCGACGUUGCAGGCGGCGCACAGCCUGCUGUCAGCAGCAGCAACGCUACGGACGCAUCAGAGGAGAAGAUCAAGCUAUCUAAUGGCUUCUGUGAGCCCAACAAGGUAUCCAUCGCCUGGGUCAACUACCGCGCCAAGAUCAUCAAGAUCUCCCUCAUCGUCGCCGCCCUCUGGCUGGCCGCAUACGCAUUCAUGGAGGUCUUCAACGCUGUCUGGCAGAACGGGGGCAGUGGCACCACCACCACACACACACAAGGCGGCCAGGGCGGCGGCCCCUAUCUGCAGGGGAAAGCGGGCAGAAAGAAGGUCAAAUCGGUUGCUGCUCACGUCAUGCUGCCCAGGAUGAUCAGGGCCAGCCACCAGGAUGCCAACCGCACUCUGCCUGUCGAUGCCAUGAUGUACGACAGUGAGGACUUUGAGGGCACGGCAGGCGUCGUCAAGAACUGGCUGGAGCGGUUUGCUGAUCUCGACGUGCGGCUGCUGGACUCACAGCUGGCACAGCAGACGCCCCCGGUGGUGUUCCCUCCCGCCUCAUUGCUGGACCCGGAGACUCUGCUGGACUGGUAUGAGCAGCGGGGGAGUGUGUUCAUCUGGCUGAUCAACGGCGACACCAUGAACAAGUACGGGUCCUCCCAUAUCCUCUGCCACGAGACGGAGCGGCUCAUCAGGGAGCUCAACACACAGACCUUCGACUGGUCCAAGAGCCCCCAGGACCAGGGGCGCAUCCGGCUGCACGCCAGCUGCUUGUCGUGCGACACGGCCUGCUUCCGCUCGGGGUCGAAGGGCACAAUGGGCUUCCGGUUCCUGGCGGCCGUGCACGUCAAUGGCUGGUAUGACAGACAGACCGACAGACAGACAGACAGACGAACAGAGACACAGAGAGCAGGAAUAAACACGGAAGGACUCUUUCUCUUGGUCCAGGUGCGAUUGUCUAGACGAGGACGUGCUGUACUCGACCGCUCACGCCGUCCUGGUCAACGACGCCGCCAAAGGGCCGGUCAUCGAUGGGGUCGUGCCCACACUGGGCGUCCCAGUGGCUGUGUAUCUGACCAGCAACCUAUACAUGUGGCAGAAGUGGCGGGAGGAGGCCGCCAAGCUGCCCGGCGACCCCCCCGAUGUCUUUCUGCUGCCUGCUCCUCUGGCCGUCAAGAGGGAGAGCGUGUGGCGCCUGCAGGCACUCGCGAAGGUCACAAUGACCGUCACAUAGAAAGCAUCAACACAAGGGAAGGUCCACCGCAUAGUUUCCUUGUCUCAGGCAACCGAUCUGGCCAAUCCUGCCGACCGACCCUUGACAGUCGGCUUUCACACGAGCUGCUGCAGCGAGAGCAUCGGGUGCGGGAGAAAAGUCCUACACAUAAAUACCGUUUUUGUGGAUUCUUCUUCUCUGCAUUGCAGGUGUCCAGGGAAAGAGGAUUCCCUCGGUUGCUGCUUCAAGCCUGGGUGCGAGAGCGUCCGGUCGUUCAUCGACAAAGUCAAGACACAUGUCAAGCGGCGAUACACACCAGGUUGGCAAGGGAAAAGAGGACACACGGCACACAACGCAAAGGUCAGAGUGGUGUGUGGGUGGCUGAUUGAUUUGAUGUCUGCAGAUAAGGUGAGGGUGUUGGAUUUGCCCAACGAUGUGUGGAAGGACCGGGAGGAGAGAUCCAAGGCGCUGCAGGAGGUCCGAGACACACCACAAAUAAAUCCACACAGACAUCCAUCUACACGUGUCUCUCCCUCCUUCUCCGUCUGUCUGUCUGUCUGUGUCAGAACGCGACAGCUUUGCUGACAAAUGAGCUGUCUCGUUUUGACAUCGGUGUGGUGUGGGCCCCCUCCAGCUCGCCCGACGCCACUCCCGUGUUGUCCAAGAAGGUCGACGAGACCACCCCCGACGAGCGGCGGCUCUUCACCUUCCCAUCGUGGUUCGUCACACACCUCGCCAUGGGCAUUCCCACUAUCGCACACCACGGGUGAGUGAGAGACGCAGAGAGUGGCGGACGUGCUUAUGCAGUGUGUGUGGGGGUGUGGGGUGUUUCUGUAGGGUGGCCGGGGUGCAUGAUGUGACUCUGCGUUCAAAGAUGAGGACGGUGGUGGACAUGGACGAGCAGGCCAUCCGGCUGCUCGACAGGCUCAUCCAGAGCCCAGCUUAUCGUGCAGAGCUGACGGCAGAGGCAGUGGCACUCGCGCGCGAAUACGACCCGGCCGCAUACACAUACCGGUCGGUACACACAGCUGAAGUGCGCAUGCACGAAGAAGACCACAUGUGUGUGUCAUGUGUGUCAGGUGGCUGCCUGUGCUGAGACGUCUGAUCGACAAGACACUGGAGCUGAAGCGCAACAUGGCUGCAUCGGGGGGGCAGGGUGAGCAGCCUUGAUUGAGGCCGCGCAG